CUUCCGUCAAGGAUGCGCGAAACCCUCUAAGGGAUUUCCCUUUAUUUGAUAUCCUUGUUUAUUUCUUUGACAGAGAAAAACAUUAACAACAGACCAGAAACACAGCGCCAGUCAUGUCAGAGACAUACGAUUUCCUGUUUAAAUUUCUUGUGAUUGGGAAUGCUGGAACUGGAAAAUCAUGUCUGCUGCACCAGUUUAUAGAAAAAAGAUUCAAAGAUGACUCGAAUCACACUAUUGGAGUUGAAUUUGGCUCAAAGAUUAUCAGUGUGGUCAACAAAUUUGUCAAACUCCAAAUCUGGGACACAGCAGGACAGGAACGUUUCAGGUCUGUAACACGCAGCUACUACAGAGGGGCAGCAGGGGCUCUUCUUGUUUAUGACAUCACCAGUCGAGAAACAUACAAUGCUCUGACCAACUGGCUGACAGAUGCCAGGAUGCUGGCCAGCCAGAAUAUAGUGAUCAUACUGUGUGGAAAUAAGAAAGAUCUGGAUGCUGAUCGUGAAGUCACAUUUCUGGAGGCCUCACGAUUUGCUCAAGAAAAUGAGCUCAUGUUCUUGGAGACCAGUGCACUAACAGGGGAGAAUGUGGAAGAAGCUUUUGUCCAGUGUGCUCGGAAAAUCCUAAACAAAAUAGAAUCAGGAGAGCUGGAUCCAGAGCGUAUGGGUUCAGGAAUCCAGUAUGGAGAUGCUGCGUUGCGGCAGCUGCGUUCUCCCAGACGGGCUCAGGCAGAGAGCGUGCAGGAGUGUGGCUGUUAGCACACAUCCCCAGACAGAUGACCAACCAGGUUUCGUGAACACAAGGAAGAUAUCAUUGAGGACCGUGAUGUAAGGCUCGUCGUGGUGGAGCGACUGUUUCCCUCAACUUACUUUUACUUCUGUUCAGACACGCCGGGGGGUCCCCCUGCACUUCAGAAGGCUCCGGAAAAUGUUUACUGUUCCAUCUGGCUCACGCAAAGACAUCUUUGGUACCCCAAAACCUGGAGGGUAGUUAAAAGAACCCGGCCCUUGCCCCUGAGAUUACUGCACUGAGACCCUGCCCCAUCUUUCCCUCUUACCUCUAUGUAGAUCUUGUGUAGAGAUGAGAAUAUAUUAUCGCUAUGGAGCAUGUUUCCUGGUUGCAGUACUGCAUUAUCAUAAAUUACUAAACACAGCAUAUAUAUAAAUAUAGCUUAGGCAUAGCGCAUCGAUGCUCUUUCAGCGUGCAGCUGUAAAUCUUAUAAUUGAAAUUGUAUUAUGUGCAUUAUUCUGCAAACAUAUCAUUUGCUUUUCUUUAGCGUCAUUUUAUUUUUCACUUUGUUUUAUGACAAAAAAAGUGGUUAUUGACAUCUGUGUAAAGAAAUCUUUGUUCUAGUGUUAUGUAUUUGUUUUGUGCGCAAAACAAUUCAAAAUGCAAAAUGUAAGGGCCACCGCACACUUACCAUCAUAACAUGCUGUAAGCAGUUGUCAGUAUCAACAGCUUUAAAGUGACAGUGUUACAGUGCUAAGUAUUUAUUGUAAAGCAUUUUUAGUGCUGAAGUCGAAUUCUUAGGAUGUUUGUUGGAAUAACACUAAUGUUGUGUUUAAAGCAAUUCCUUCUUUUCAAAA
This is a messenger RNA of Triplophysa rosa, 1583 nucleotides long. RefSeq names its product RAB4a, member RAS oncogene family (gene rab4a). NCBI's taxonomy places the organism in Eukaryota, Metazoa, Chordata, Actinopteri, Cypriniformes, Nemacheilidae. Gene Ontology annotation, cellular component: endosome. Gene Ontology annotation, biological process: Rab protein signal transduction; regulation of endocytosis. The record is from RefSeq and is a predicted model, not a curated record. Gene Ontology annotation, molecular function: GTP binding; GTPase activity. The coding region runs from base 114 to 755 and encodes 213 amino acids. The transcript is spliced from 8 exons.